GGCAGAUGGAGUGGGCGGGGAAAGUGAUGCAUUUGAAUUCAGCUGUGAGUGUGGAUGUGGGUCUAGAAGAGUCAAGAGGUAACUUCCUGAUCUCAGCGCAGUGAAACUAUUUCUUCCUUUCUUCAUCUGCUGUUUUUGGAAUGGAUAUUGAUUUUGGAGACUUUGAAUGAUUUUCUGUGGAUGGAAAAGAAGUCUGCAGCUUCCCUCCUUUGUUGUGAAAGUAGUUGUUGCGUCUCUGGAGCUGGAUUUUUACGACGACUUUCCAAGCUCUGCUGGUGGUCUUCAACCCAAGUUUGGAUUCAAGGGGAAGGCUUGGGGAUUCAUCUGACACUGGUGGCUUCCUGGGAAGUAUUACUGUCAGUCAGAAGAAAACAAAGUAUCUUUGACUUAAUCUGCACAACUUUAAAAAGGAACCCCGAUGGCAAAGCUGAAAGAGGAGCUUUGGAAAAUCCUUCAGGACUUGAAAGAGAAGGACUUCGAGCUUUUCAAAUGGUUUCUGAAUAUAGAUAAUAUCGUGGAGGGCUUUUCAGGAAUUCCUAGCGCUCGGUUGGAAAAGGCGGAAAGACAGGAUGUUGUAGAUCUGUUGGUGCAGAAAAAUCAGGUUACUGGAGCUCUGAUGUUAACCAAGGCGGUUUUAGAGAAGAUCAGCAGGAAUGAUCUGGUGGAGCGUUUGGAAAGCUCCAGCCCGGAAACAAAAGACCUCAAGAACCACGAGUGUGUUGCUCUGAAAGGCGAACUUGAAAAGAAGAAAGUCGAGCUGGGGGCUAAAAUCGAGCUGAUGAUCCAGGAGAGGGAGACGAAGAUCGAGGAGAUCAAACUCUCAGCAGAGCUCAGUGGCAAAUCUGCAGACAGACAAAUCACAGACAGCGAGCAGGCUUUCGCUGUGUUGCUGCAGACUUUGAAGGAGAGUCUGGAUAAUCUCAUUGAGUCCAUUAAUGAGAAGCGGAAAACAACACAGAAACAGGCCGAGGAAUGCAUACAAGAGCUGGAGCAAGAACUCUCAGAGCUAAGAAAGAGAAGCGCUGAGGUAGAGAAACUCUCAACCACCAAAGACCAUCUUAACUUUGUCCACAGCUUUGCCUCCAACACUAAGAACUGGACAGAAUUCAGCAUCACUCCCCCGUCAUAUGGAGGAAGUGUGGGGAGCACUGUGGACCAGCUCGAGAAAAUGCUCAGAAAACAGAAGGACGCAUUUAUUGCAAAGGGGAAGCUGAACAGGGUCCAGCAGUUUGCAAAAGAUGUGUCUCUAGAUCCUAACACAGCUCAUCCCAACCUCGUUCUGUCUGACAAUGGGAAGCAAGUGUACUGUGGUGAUGUAAAACAAAGCCCACCGGACUGCUCAAAAAGAUUUCUUUCUGCCAUCAAUGUUCUGGGAAAGCAGAGUUUCUCUUCAGGAAGAUUUUAUUAUGAGGUUCAGGUCAAAGGGAAGACUUCUUGGGAUCUAGGUGUCGUCAAAGAGUCGAUUGACAGGAAGGGAUCAAUCAACGCAAGCCCCGAGAAUGGCUACUGGACUAUAUGUCUUAGAAAGGGAGAGAAUUACCGAUCUUCUGGAAUCCAUCUCCGUGUGAAAUCCCAACUGGAGAAGGUUGGCGUGUUUGUGGAUUAUGGGGAGGGCUCGGUCUCCUUUUAUGACGUAGAUUCAGCACACAUUAUCCACACCUUUACUGGAUGUUCUUUCACUGAAAAGCUCUACCCAUUCUUCAGUCCUGGUCUUUAUCUUUCUGGUAAAAACUCCGCCCCUCUUGUCAUUUCUCCUAUAAAUUACACUGAUUAGAUCAUCCACCGACUGAUGGUUCUGCAAUUUACAAGUCUUGCCUAUUUCAUCCUUAUCAGACAUUGUAACGGGUUUGACAAGGUUUUAAUUUUGGGGUGCCAGUCAGAGUCAAGUCCGACAAACAAAAACUAAAUGCAAACAAAAAAAUAGCCAACCUGCACAAAAUAGGAGCCAAGCAAGAGCAAAAAACAAUCAAACAAAACAACAAUGGGAUUUCAAAUAUAUAUAUUAUCACAGGCAUCAACCACACUGCAACAAAAUGAAUGUGAGCACUGUGUGUGUGCGUGUUUCACAGUCUGUGUUUGUAACUCAAAGUUCACUCCCUUCCGGCAAAAGUCCGCUCCGGUAACCCACAACCCACAGUUCAGUCCAUUUCAGUUCAAUGUUCAAAUACAAAACAAAAAGUCCGCUCCGGGUUUUACGGGGCCUCGAAAACAAAUCAGGAAAAAAACUGACAAGAAAACCAGCGUCUCUCUUCGCGGAGCAAAAAUCAAACACAAAGAAAGUAAAGACACAGCAGGCACUCACGGUACCGAAGUUUUUAAGUCAGUCAGUAGUCAGAGUCAGAGUUGGGCUUUGCUCCACCGGCCUCUCCUGACUCCAGGGAUCAGCUGAUCCUCCAGGAACAGGGAAAUAAACAAAUCCAACAGGUAGCCGGGCCUGACAGCAACGGACCUCCAGCGACAAAGACUUUAACAAACGGCCAUACACGAACUUUCAAUCACUCUUUACACCGAGGUAACCUUCUCCUUCACUGACUUUUUUCCAAUGACUCUCCGCACCUCUACAAAUGCCUCCUGGAGGACGGAUUCAGACUUCGCGGGCACUGUGGCUGUUUUCCAUUGGCGUGUGAGAUGAAUGUGGGUGGAUGACGGAGGAAGCCAUGAAUGGAGGUGUGUACAAAGAGGAUUCUGACUCUGCAGGCGCUACAUGUAUGUUACAUUUUGACUGUAUGAUAUUGAGUUUCCAGGUUUUAUAUUUUGUCCAUAGAAAACUAAAAUUUGCCCAACAGAGUCCAACAAGUUUCCCCAUCAUAGUCUGAAAAACAACGGCAACCAAAGUAAAUGCAAGUAGCACAAGUAAACUGGGUCAAAAGUUAUUGAUAAUUCCCAAUUCCACAUACUCUGUGCCCGUUUGCACUGUUGGUUCGGAAACAAAUAAAAAUGUGGAUGUUUCCUUUCUUUGUCUGCUCCAUAUUUCAUUUGCACUUUGUGAUGUGUUGCUCCUGAAAGGUGCUAUAUAAAUGAAGUUAUUCAUUUUGGGCUCUAGGUAAUUGUGAUGAAACAUCGCAGUGUUUUUGGAAGAUAAAUCCUUUCAGAAAAUGACCAUUCCAUGUAAUCCUACACAAAACUAAAGAGAUUUUCAGGAAUUCUAUUUUGGCUGAUGACGAAACAAGAUCACUGACUUUCGCUUUGUCGAUUCCAUGAUAUGACCUACAACCUUCACUAUGAAGAAACUGUCACCAAGCAUUCAGGCUGGAUGAUAAGGAUGGUGACAUUUUAUUACUUCAUACAUACUGCGUUGAUAAAUGGUGUAAAGUACAGUUCUUUAUACAGCACUUAUGGGACAUAAUGGUACGAGAUAUGUUAAGCACAGUCCAUUCCUGGAAAUAACUUUUAGGGGGUUAAAGUUCAGCUGAGGGCAAAAUGUUAGAUAAUAAAGGUAACUACAUCAAACCGGGAAGGUCGUAUUUGUUGUGUGAAGCCUUGCAAGUCAAACAGUUUUCUAAGAUACUGCAUUUAACUAAAACAUUUCAAGGGAUUUUAGUAUUCUAUUUUGGCUUGCAAUGAGACCGGAUCCCUGACUUUUCCUCUGCUGAUACCGAGGAAUGACCUCCCACCUUUAAUGGAAACAUACUGUGUGACAUAUUGUUCUGUCUCUAUCUGCCCAGCAACUCUUUUUGAAACCAGAGUCAGGAUAUGAAGUUCCAGUAAACAGCAUGUUCUAACCACACGUCACAUGUGCAUCAGGAGUAGUUGCACGUACGACCCUUGUAUAACCCUGUUGUCUAACCACAUGCUAAUAAAAUGCUAUACCUAGACUGAACUAUGCAAGUUGGCCUCUGACUAUUCUGUAUUCUGUACUGCAAGAUACUGACUUACCCCACAUUCUAGCAGUGUGAUGAUAAGAAAGGGAAGAUAGAAACUGGUACUACACAUCUCUGUGGGGAUUAUCAACUGGCAUAAAGCCAACCAUCACUAUUGGAAAUGGCUAGCCAUUAAUUUAAAGUUUAAAAAAAAGGGUAAAAGGGAAAAGGCUUUCUGACAACUGAGAGGCCAGGAACCUUAAGACAUGGAUUUGACUGGACUUCAAUAAAAAGUAACACAAGCUACAAAAAGCUGGAACAUCUACCCUGAUGGAAACGGGAAUAUUGAUAUUUUCAAAUUCCACAUUUUGUAGAACCUGUUUAAUAUAGAAUUUGUACCUGUUUUUACAUUACCAUCAUGGUUUUCCAUGAUUACAUGACAGCUUCUUUUUUGACUUGACAAUAGCAGUCAUAAAUGUUUUAUUGCAAUAAUAAAACACAGACAGUUUUGAUACCAUGUCAAACAUUAACAGGUCGAAUAAGAAAAGCUGUGACAAAAGACAGUUGGAAAGAGUCAGAGAAAAGAGAAGACAGCCUCCACAUCAGUACUUUCAGAAACUAAAGGAAGUAGCUCAAUGAGCACGCAGUAGAGUUUAAAAUAGAUUUGCCGUGGUCUGAGUAACACAACGGAACAUUCAGUGUUUGCAGCAAGGAGUUAUUAUGGCUAAACUUGAAGAGGAGCUCUUUAAAACUCUGCAAGAUUUAAGAGAAGAAGAAUUCAAGGAGUUCAAGUGGUUCUUGAAUAAAGUUGACAACGGAGAGGGCUUGUCAGGCAUCGCAGCGGCUAAGCUGGAAAAUGCAGGAAGGCACAACACAGUGGAUCUAAUGGUAGAGAAGUAUCAGGGUCCUGAAGGGUUGAGGGUUUUAAAAAAGAUCAGCAGGAAUGAUCUGAUGCAGCAUUUGCAAGCCUUAAAAAAGACCUCGAGACACAAACUCCACUUUGAAAAGACCAAAAUCAUAAAAGAACAAGGUCCACGCUGAAGUGGGUCCAGCAGUUUGCAGUUGAUGUGACUCUGGAUCCUGACACAGCACAUCCUGCUCUCCUGUUGUCUGAGGAUGGCAAAGCAGUACAUGAUGGUGGUAUACUGAAGAAUCUCCCAUGCAACCAAAAAAGUCUGUCUUGUCUUGUCUGUCUAUGUAAACUGUGGGAAUGGAUUUGUAAAAACUGUCCUCAUAAAUACCCAAAGAUUAGAAGUCCAUGCACGCAGUUUACAAACCGCAUCUACAGAGAGCAACAAAACUGAGCACACAGAUUAGUCAACUUUGGGAAUUAAUUUACACACAUUUUUUCAUGUUUUCUUACUUUGUAGUUGUACCUGAUUAUGUGAUACAGGCGCGUGUGUACAGCCUCAGAAUGAAGGUUUGAAUACAAAUUCCUGCCGACUGAUUCUGUCAAAUGAAAAAGUAAAAAUAACGCGCUUUGAAGAAAACUCUUCUACAGUUGUGAUGAUUUGUCAACAGCAGAACCGUCUCUUAUAAGGAAGAAGUGAAGGUAAGAAAUCCUCCAGAAGAAAAGUGUGAAGAAACCUUGACUGAGAAUCUAUUGUUAUCACUUGUAAAUAUUAAACUCUGGUAAACAUCUGUU
Messenger RNA from Labrus bergylta (ballan wrasse), 5445 nucleotides. RefSeq names its product zinc-binding protein A33-like. Gene Ontology annotation, cellular component: cytoplasm. Gene Ontology annotation, biological process: protein ubiquitination. Gene Ontology annotation, molecular function: protein binding; ubiquitin protein ligase activity. Lineage: Eukaryota; Metazoa; Chordata; Actinopteri; Labriformes; Labridae. The record is from RefSeq and is a predicted model, not a curated record.